Molecule: messenger RNA, 714 nt
Organism: Caenorhabditis bovis
Lineage: Eukaryota; Metazoa; Nematoda; Chromadorea; Rhabditida; Rhabditidae
Source: the annotation of a GenBank genome assembly
AUGAGGCUUCAUCUAAUCUUCAUAUUUAUUUUGAUUAUCGUAUGCUCGAAUGCUCAAAACGACGAUGUUAAUCCCGAAGAUGUCGAUGACGUAAAACCACCAGUAGAAGUAGAUUCAGUUGGACAGGAUGCUGAUGUUCAUGAUCCAACGACGAAAGAGAAAGACGAAAAAGAAAAUCAAGAACCACAGAACGACAAAGAAAAUGCUGCACCAGAAUUUGAUGUAAAGCCUGAUGUCGAAGGGGGAAAAGGAGAAGAAGAUCCUGAUGCGAACGUAGAUAAGCCAGUGCAAGUCGAUCCACCAAAAGACGAAGCUGAUGGCGCGGCGAAAGAAGACAGAGAAACUGCUGCAAUUGGUUCUGAAGGACUUCAUGAAGCCGUCGAAGAAGCUCGAGGAAAUCCAGGAGCAGUGGCAGAAGUUAAAAAACCGAUCACAGAUGAAGAACAAACGCUGGAAACCGCUCCAAUCAUUCGGCCGCAUAGAAUUGAUUCAAUGAAAGAACAGAAUCGGCAAUUGGAGCAAAUUGUGAGAUCUGAUGAAUCGACCGGAUUCAUGUCGUUCUUUUUUGUCGCAACCUUCCUAAUUGUCUGUAUAUAUUUACUCCAGCACAAUAAGAAGAAGAUCUUAGGAUUGAUGUUUGAAGGCCGAAGAUCUGGUGGUCGCCGUGGGGGAAAUGUCAAAUAUCGUAGAUUAAGUCAAAGUGAUCAAGAUUAA